Messenger RNA from Physella acuta, 364 nucleotides. RefSeq names its product E3 ubiquitin-protein ligase MIB2-like. The record is from RefSeq and is a predicted model, not a curated record. Lineage: Eukaryota; Metazoa; Mollusca; Gastropoda; Physidae. Gene Ontology annotation, biological process: protein ubiquitination. Gene Ontology annotation, cellular component: cytoplasm.
UGUUCGUGUUGUUUUUGAUGAUAUGAAGAAAUGGUUCUAUAAUCCUGAUGCUUUAGACAAAUGUAAUCGUUUUGAUGUAGGUGACACAGUCAUAUGUAACAAGGACGCUGAGACCAUGAAAGCUUUACAACAAGGCCACAAAGGUUGGACUGACGGAAUGGCAAAGGGAACAGUCAUGGAAAUAGACAAAGACGGAGAUGUUCGUGUUGUUUUUGAUGAUAUGAAGAAAUGGUUCUAUAAUCCUGAUGCUUUAGACAAAUGUAAUCGUUUUGAUGUAGGUGACACAGUCAUAUGUAACAAGGACGCUGAGACCAUGAAAGCUUUACAACAAGGCCACAAAGGUUGGACUGACGGAAUGGCAAAG